GCCUCCUCCAGCCUCAAGACUUUCUUGCAGCUUAUAGCAUCAGGGGCACAUUAUCCCAGCAUCCUGAAGUGCGCAUGCGCGGCUUGCAGACCGCAUCAGGCUCCCAGGCUUGCUGUGCAGAGGCUGUAGCUCUAUCUAUGCUGCUAAUUAACCUGCCAUGACUACAGCAAGAUACCGGCCUACGUGGGAUUUGGCUCUAGACCCACUGGUUUCCUGCAAACUUUGCCUUGGAGAGUAUCCAGUGGAACAAAUGACCACAAUAUCACAAUGCCAAUGCAUUUUCUGUACACUGUGUUUGAAACAAUACGUGGAGCUUCUUAUCAAGGAAGGUUUAGAAACUGCUAUCAGCUGCCCCGAUGCUGGAUGUCCAAAGAGAGGACACCUACAAGAGAAUGAGAUUGAAUGCAUGGUGGCAGCUGAUAUAAUGCAAAAAUACAAGAAAUUGCAGUUUGAAAGAGAAGUCCUUUUGGAUCCAUGUAAAACUUGGUGUCCAUCAUCGUCCUGCCAAGCAGUCUGCAAAUUACAAGAGAAGGGGCCACAGAAUCCUCAGCUGGUACAGUGUACGUCCUGCGAUAUAGAGUUCUGCUCAUCCUGUAAGGCCAACUGGCACCCAGGGCAAGGCUGCCAGGAGAAUAUGCCAAUCACUUUCCUCCCAGGAGAGUCAAGUUCUGCACUAAAAAUGGUUGAAGACGACGUUCCGAUCAAGCGGUGCCCCAAAUGUAAAGUCUACAUAGAGCGAGACGAAGGCUGCGCGCAAAUGAUGUGUAAAAACUGCAAGCACGCCUUCUGCUGGUACUGUCUAGAGUCACUCGAUGACGAUUUCCUGCUCAUACAUUAUGAUAAGGGGCCUUGUCGGAACAAGUUGGGUCACUCCAGGGCAUCAGUCAUAUGGCACAGGACACAGGUGGUUGGAAUAUUUGCAGGAUUCGGCCUUCUACUUUUAGUAGCCUCUCCUUUCCUCUUACUGGCCACACCAUUCGUUUUGUGCUGCAAAUGUAAAUGCAGUAAAGGAGACGAUGACCCGCUGCCAACCUAGUGCUCAGGAGAGUGGAUUUCCACCCUGUUCCAGCGCACUGCUGAAGGCUGCAUCACACUUGGGACAUGUUGGAGCCUUCCCUGGCUUGGACCAGCUUUUCCGGGACAUAAACUGUGCCAUUAUACUGAGAUCUUGUGUCCUCGUCGCCCCAGAUUUCAUUCCAGGAUCUCGGUCACUGAGGAGACAGGAGGUUUAGGUCCGCACAAUGUACAGAUGACAUCCUUCAUCCACAUAACAGUUGUUGGGUCUGACACCGGUUCUGGUCCUGCGGGUCCAGUUUUAGACUCUUUCUAAGCAUAUCCUCCUCCCGCAGACACUCUCUAUGCCAUUCCUGAUUUCUUACCUUCAUUUGUACAUUUUCGUUUUUCUUGUAAGAUGCUGUGUAUUAGUGCAUUGUUCUAAAGGGAUGAACUCCUUGUUUUAUAUGGCAGGUACACAAUGCACUGAGCCUCAUGUUUGUUGCAAUCUGGAUUUACCAAAGUGAGAAUUGCUAAAAAAAAAAAAAAAAUGGAAACAAAAUAUUAAAAAAGGAAAAACUGUAAACCCAAUAUGUUUAUCUGUCUG
This is a messenger RNA of Hyla sarda, 1600 nucleotides long. RefSeq names its product ring finger protein 144A (gene RNF144A). Gene Ontology annotation, biological process: positive regulation of proteasomal ubiquitin-dependent protein catabolic process; ubiquitin-dependent protein catabolic process; protein polyubiquitination. Gene Ontology annotation, molecular function: ubiquitin protein ligase activity; zinc ion binding; ubiquitin conjugating enzyme binding. The record is from RefSeq and is a predicted model, not a curated record. NCBI's taxonomy places the organism in Eukaryota, Metazoa, Chordata, Amphibia, Anura, Hylidae. The coding region runs from base 158 to 1036 and encodes 292 amino acids. The transcript has 8 exons. Gene Ontology annotation, cellular component: ubiquitin ligase complex; cytoplasm; Golgi apparatus.